Molecule: messenger RNA, 1470 nt
Organism: Trematosphaeria pertusa
Lineage: Eukaryota; Fungi; Ascomycota; Dothideomycetes; Pleosporales; Trematosphaeriaceae
Product: PTH11-typeG-protein-coupled receptor
Exons: 6
Coding region: 207-1358 (383 amino acids)
Source: RefSeq, a predicted model, not a curated record
AGGGGUUACAUUCCUGUUCUGCCCAGAUGCUUGAGGUGGGAUAUGCAGGACGGCCGGGAUAGUUUGAGAAUUAUUAACGUCGCCCGGCCUCCCCUUUCAACCACAGUGUAACUCUCUGAAUUUAACGGCAGACUUUUAGCGCACCCUUCUCGCGAGCGGAGACCUUUGGUGAAGUUUGAGUAUCCAAAGAAGCCCUUCUAGUCGUCAUGUCUUCUGCCGCUGCUGGGCAGCCGCCUGAUGGCGUGGACGCGGACUUGCAGCACCCAAAAGACGUCCUGAAAACCGUCAACCUCGUCACACAAGUUUUGACGCUGGUCAUCGUGACUACCUUCGUGGCCAUCCGGGGCAUUUCGAAGUACAGGGCGGCGGGAUUAGGAUUCACGAUUGACGACUACUUAACGUUCACCUCAUGGAUUCUCAUGGUUGGUUACUGCCUCUGCGGAAUCUUUUUAAGCGUAUACGGCGGCGGCUAUCACAUCUGGGAAGUUCCAUUAGCACACAUAACACCCUUCUACCAAACCGGCUAUGCAGCCACCAUCUUCUAUGCCCCCAUGGCCCUCUUCGUCAAACUCAGCCUCCUCACCAUAAUCGCACGCGUGUUCUCGCCCUACAAGAAAACCGUCAUCGGCAUCUACAUCCUCGACGGCCUCCUCGUCUGUUACUACGUCGCCGCCCUGAUCAUCAAGAUCCGCAUCUGCUGGCCCAUCUCGGCGUACUGGACCGGCGACACGAGCAAGUGUCUCGACCAAGCGGCGGUUAUAACGGCGGACUCGAUUAUAAGCGUCAUCAGCGAUGCGAUUAUCCUGGUGUUGCCGCUGCCGCUGACGUGGUCGCUGCAGCUGCCGCGAAAUAAGAAGCUGAGAGUGGCGGGUAUGCUGUGCGUGGGUGGGCUGGCCACCGCGUUUAGUGCAUGGCGCUUGCAUCUCAUCCUCACCGACGGAAAGUCGCCUGACACGACUAUUGUCUUUACACAAGUCGUUUUAUCUGGCAACGCCGAAGCCGGCAUCGGCCUAAUCUGCACCUGUCUCCCCGCCGUCGCCGCGCUCCUCAGGAAGGCCAAAGCGCGCACCGGCUACGGCACCUCAUCGCGCACCUACGGCCUUCGCAACGACAUCUCUUCCCACAAGCUAUCCACGCUCAACUCCUCGCGUGUCGGCAAAGACCGCGCGCAUUUCAACAAAUUAGAGGCCGGGUCGGACGAAGCGGGGCUGGUGACGCAUGCGCAGGGAAGAGGGAGCCUGGAUACGGACUUCCGCCUGGGAAAUGGCAUCAUGCGCAAGGUGGAGGUUACGACGAGUGUGAGUUAUACGGGCAGUGGGAGUGAGGAUGGGGAGAGUCGGAAGACGGGCAUGAAUUAGGAAGGGCCUGAGUACGUGUUAAACAAAGCGGCGACGCAUACACUUCGAGAAAAGGUACUGUACAUGAUAAACGGGAAUAGACAAUACGUAGAAAAGACUGGGUUCUAGCGUG